AUGAUUCGAACGUACUCAUCCAUUUGCAGUGGUCUUGGGCGUGACCAACCUCAUACCUCGCUCUACCCGGGAGGAUUCCAAAUAUCUGCCGCGGUUGGCGGUCAAUUCCAAAUACAAAUGACCAAUCGUGGUCCUCCGCCUCUCAAACCGGCACCAAUGUCACAAAAUGCACGGAAUGACUGUGGACUAGGUAUCCAGUUCCGCUACACAGACGAGUUCCAUCAAGCUCGGGUUCUGGUAUUGUGUCAACACCCAUGGGAAUUGGACGAUGGUCACACGACUCAUUCGUCGUCUGCGAUUGGGCUCUGGGCUUCGCUCGCUGUUCCGCGAUGGUCUCCACGCCAGGCCAGCGCUCCAGAGUCUCGGGCCGGAAUACCACGUCACAUGAGAUGGGAGAUAUUAUGCAGCCACCUAAGAGAGUACCCAGGCUAA
Drechmeria coniospora is the source of this 432-nucleotide messenger RNA. RefSeq lists its product as uncharacterized. The transcript is spliced from 2 exons. NCBI's taxonomy places the organism in Eukaryota, Fungi, Ascomycota, Sordariomycetes, Hypocreales, Ophiocordycipitaceae. The coding region runs from base 1 to 432 and encodes 143 amino acids. The record is from RefSeq and is a predicted model, not a curated record.